This is a messenger RNA of Umbelopsis ramanniana AG, 4020 nucleotides long. RefSeq lists its product as uncharacterized. Gene Ontology annotation, cellular component: cytoplasm. Lineage: Eukaryota; Fungi; Mucoromycota; Umbelopsidomycetes; Umbelopsidales; Umbelopsidaceae. The coding region runs from base 110 to 3847 and encodes 1245 amino acids. Gene Ontology annotation, biological process: intracellular distribution of mitochondria. Gene Ontology annotation, molecular function: protein binding; mRNA binding. The record is from RefSeq and is a predicted model, not a curated record. The transcript is spliced from 10 exons.
UUUCAUCACAUAAUUAAAUUUCAUAGGGUUGAUGAUGCCACUCUGGGCUCAACACACAAAAAGCUCCCCCGCUUUGUGAUUUUUCUCGUCCAUAAAUCAGGUAGCUGGCAUGUCUGAAAAACCAGUCGAGUCUGUAGAAGCGGCCGAAAACCAGCCUGUUCAUUCUGAAGUUAACGAUACUGUCGUUACUGAAGACCAAGAAGACCUUGUAGCUGAGGAAACUUAUCAAUUGACCGUAUGUCUUCCCCGAGAAUCCGGUCAAAUUCAAGUGUUGGCUAGCCCCCGGGAAGCAAUUCAUGACAUCAAACAAUCCAUCAUUGAGUCUCCUGAAACCUGUAUCUACUCUUGUUUCUAUCUGACAUUCAAUGGCCAAAAGUUGAAUGAUUUUGAAGAACUCGGUGACAUUGAGGGUAUCACCACGGAAUCCCAGUUAUAUCUUGUGGAAGACAAAUACACCGAUCGCGACUCCCGCAUUCAUAUCAACCGCUUAAGAGACUUGCUUGCUGGUCCUUAUAAGCCCAAUCCUGGCGAUGCUGGCGUGGAUGGUGGCUUGUCAUUUUUGACAGCUGUCACCGGAAAAAUAGAUGAGGAGAUUGUCCCUGCUGGCGAAAAGAAGGAUGAAGAGCAUGAGCUGUUUUCUGAUGCUCCGGUUGCAGAGACCGCUUUCACCAACUACGACUUUGAUGCCAAAUCCCACCUUUCUCAGUUUGUUCCCACGAGUUUUCAAAGAACAGCUCCGCAAUGUUUGAAGAGUUUUGGAUUGUCUGGAUGGAAUCCCGUCCCACAAUCCCAAAAGCUCAAGGGUGAUUUGCUUUACCUUGUAUUCACCACUCUUGAAAACGAGACAGUCCAUAUUACAUCUAACGUCCGUGGAUUCUUCGUCAACAACUCGUCUAACAACAAGUUCGACCCCACCGUCAAGCGUGCCCCUUCUGCAGAGAAGCUGACUGAAUCUCAUUCACUUAUUACUCUCUUGCAACACGUUUCACCCUUGUUUGCUACCAACUUCGAGAAGCUUCAAAAGUUCAUUACCGAUCAUCACAUGCUUGAAGUUUUGCCUGUCAACACCACUCUUCCAGCCUACCCAUGGGCUGUCAAGAAGACUCCUCACACCUUUGAUUUGACUCGACCCGCAGAGGCUUUCCUCAACUACGGCACUGAUUCUGUCGACUCACUUCGUGACUGGAACGAUGAACUUCAAUCCCACCGUGAACUUCCACGCACCAAUCUUCAAGAACGUGUUUUGCGUGAGCGCCUUAUCAACAAGCUUCAAGCUGAAUUUACAGACGCUGCUGUCAAGGGCGCCAUGGCUGUUGUUGAAGGAACCAUUGUAGCAUUGAAUCCAUUGGAACCCGAAGGCUCGCACAUGUAUGUCUACAACAAUAUCUUUUUCAGCAAAGGAUCAGAUGGCAGAGGUACCUUUGAAAAGUUAGGUGGUGACGAAGCUGCUCAUGUUGCCACUGGCAAGGACUUGGAGGGUGUGCGCAUUUUGAACAAUGCCGAUGUCGAAGGCUUGUGCACUUUGGGCAGUGUUAUUGUGGACUACAAGGGCGUUCGUGUCGUAGCGCAAAGCAUUGUUCCUGGCAUUUUCAGACGCCAAGACGAAACAUCCAUUGUCUACGGUUCCGUGGAUAAUGGCGAGAAGAUAUCCGCAGAUGAGAAGUUCCACGAGUUGCUUGGAGCUGCUGCAAAAGCAUUGCAUCUUGCCGCUCACCCAGUGGUUGACGGUGAAGGUAAUGAGGUUGAGCUAUAUACCUCACUGGAAACUAAGGGUCUUCUUGGUGCUGAUGGACGACGGUAUAUUUUGGAUUUGUACCGGUUGAAUCCAGUCGACAUUGAAUUCCAAGAAAACGAAGCUACCGAGACAUCUGAUGCUGACAACAAGCUACCCGUGUAUCCUCAUAAGAUGACCCUUCUUCGACCUGAACUGAUGGCUUUGUAUUGGGAGCAAAAGUUGCGUGAAUGGGUCAAGGAGAAGACUGGCAAAACCGACGAUACCAAGGAUGCCGAACAGCAGGCAACUACACCUGAGUCAGAGGAAGGAAAGGAGCAGACUAAAAAGGAACAAAAUGGCAAUGCCGCCGAGAACUCUGAAGAAGAAGUUAAGAUUGAUGUUAAUGACUUCAAGCUCUCGUUCAACCCCGAUGCAUUCACUGGUGUCAAGACCAAAGAAGGAGAACAUGAAGAGUCAAUUCGUGAGCAUGAGAACAAUGUUCGCGAUGCCUCCAAGUUUUUGGCCGAAAGUGUCAUUCCUAGCCUUGUCCUUGACUUCUCUUCAUACGUCGUUUCACCUUUGGAUGGUGACGCUCUCACCAAGGCCAUGCACCAACGUGGUAUCAAUAUGCGAUACCUUGGCAAAAUCGUUCAAUUGGUUGAGAUAUCAAAGGAUAAUCGCUUGGAUCACGUCAAGGUUAUUGCCAUCCAGGAAAUGGUAACCCGUGCCAGCAAGCGUAUCCUUCGUAACCUAUUGACAUCAUGCGCCAUUACUGAUAUUUCAGCAUGUAUCUCACAUUUCUUGAACUGUCUGUUUGGAGCCAAAUUCAACCCCAAACCUGAGGCUGAAGUGUUUGCCGGAUCAUCUGCCACCUAUGCUGAUCUCACCCCAUCUUCUCUUCGCCAACAAAUUCAAUCAGAGGUCCAGAAGAGAUUCCGUUACAAUCUUCCUGAUGAUUUUGUAGACAAUCUCAAGACCGUUCCAGCUCUUCGUGAAAUUUGUCUUCGUGUAGGUAUUCAAUUGGAGGCCAAGGACUACCACUUUGAGGCAUACAGUGAAGAGCAGCUCGCUCAAUUUUCAGCUGAAGAUGCUGCCUUUGAAAAGGCACAGGCACAAGCCGCAGCAAAGGCGAACAAGCAUAAGAAGGGCGAAAAGAAGGCCACCAAGUUUGACAAGAUCAUUCGCCAAACUACCGUCUUUGUCCCUGAUGAUAUCCUUAACCUCAAGCCUACUGUCAAGCAAGCUAAUACUCGCAGUGUUUUUGCAGAAGAGGCUUUUGAGGCUGGUAAGAUGAGCAUUUCGCAAGGACACCGUCAGCUCGGCUUGGAACUUUUGUUGGAAUCUCUAGCUCUCCAUGAGCAAACUUAUGGUUUCUUGCAUCCUGAGACAAGCAAGUGCUAUGCAGCUCUUGCCAUGAUCUAUUACCAUGGAGAAGAUUCAGAAGCGGCCUUGGAUUUCCAACGUAAGGCUGUCAUUGCUUCGGAAAGAACCUGCGGUGUUGAUCAUCCCGAAACUUUGCACACCUAUCUUAACCUUGGUUUAUUCGAGCACUCUGCUGGCCGAACCAAGCUGGCACUGCGAUACUUGCGUCAUGCUUUGUAUUACUGGCAUCUCAUUUUCGGUGCUGGUCAUCCAGAUUCUGCUACAGCCGAUAACAACAUUGGUGUUAUGCUCCAAUCUUUGCGUGACUACCCUACUUCUGCGAAAUGCUUUGAACGUGCUUGCAAGACUCAAGAAGUCAUUCUGGGCAAAGACCACGUCCUUACUGGAACCGGCUAUCAUGUUCUUGCCAAAGCAUUUACCCUACAAGGAGAAUUUGAGAAGGCUUUGAAUGCUGAGCGUGUUGCCCAUGAAGUUUUCACAGCCAAGCUGGGUGAGGAGGAUCCCCGCACAAAAGAGAGUGAUUUGUGGCUUAAAGAGUUGACGUCCAAUGCCCUCUUUACUGCUAAGCAGGCUGAAGUCGAGCAGGCCAAGCUCGCACAAAAGGCUAGUGAAAGUGGUGCCAAGAUUCAACAAACAAAGUCAAAUGCUGUACCUAGAGGUGAACUUCCCAUAGAUCAACUUGUUCAAUAUAUCAAUGAAGAAUCUGGCAAGGCAAGCGCAAAGAAGUCGAAAGGAAAGAGGCGCCAGUAAAUCACACAACAAAGAAAAUGGAACAAUAUAGAUUUCUUCUUUUUUUUUUCCUUAUCACAUCAUCGUUCUUUACAAUUUCUCGCUUUCAUUCUCAAUCCUGUCCUUAUGUAAUCAAUGCAAAAAGUUCAUAGACCAUAAAGCACGCCAGUGUUUUUUACAAGCAUCCAAUGUUG